Messenger RNA from Neurospora hispaniola, 1677 nucleotides. RefSeq names its product major facilitator superfamily domain-containing protein. Gene Ontology annotation, molecular function: transmembrane transporter activity. Gene Ontology annotation, biological process: transmembrane transport. The transcript is spliced from 2 exons. The record is from RefSeq and is a predicted model, not a curated record. Bases 1 to 1677 code for a protein of 558 amino acids. Gene Ontology annotation, cellular component: membrane. NCBI's taxonomy places the organism in Eukaryota, Fungi, Ascomycota, Sordariomycetes, Sordariales, Sordariaceae.
AUGUCAGCAACACCACGCCUUUCGUCUGGCGGACACCCGGCCGACCUCAACACCGAAGGGUACCGCGAGAAGGGAAUGGACUCAUCGAGCCCGUCAUCAGAAGGGGAGUUGGACGAAACCGAUCUCGAAUAUGCAGCAGCGCAAGGCCAACGCGAUGAUCUGGCCCGCGUCCAAUCCCAAGCGCACUCCUUCCUGGCGCCAAAGCUCUCGCUGCCUCACGAGAUCGUUUUUGUGGGCAUCAUUUGCUGCGCCCAGCUCACGACGCAGGCUUCCAUGGGUCCCUCGCUCAGCAUCGGUAGGGAGAUCGGAAGGCAAUUCGGUGUCACUUCUGCCGCCGACGUCGCUUGGUACUUGGCUGCCUACGCCUUGACGAUCGGUACCUUUAUCCUCAUCUGCGGCCGCUUGGGUGACUUGUUUGGGCACAAGAGGAUGUUGGUGAUCGGGUAUACGUGGUAUGCGGUUUGGACGAUGAUCUGUGGGUUGUCGGUGUUUUCGGACUCGGGGAAUAUCAUGAUGAUUGUGUGCCGCGCUUUCCAAGGUGUCGGCCCUUCUAUUCUCCUUCCCAACGGCCUCGCCAUCCUGGGCGGUAGCUACCCCGAUGGUCCACGGAAGCACAUGGUCUUCGCCCUCUUUGGCGCCAUGGCCCCGGGCGGUUGCGCUCUGGGCUGCGCCAUGGCCGGCGUCUUUGAGCUUGCCUGGUGGCCCUGGGCCUUCUGGUCGUUUGCCAUUGCACUGCUCUGCCUCGCCGGCGCCGCGCAGCUCAUCAUCCCCGACAGCGUCGACGCCCACGCAAGCAGCUGCUCCUUCUUCGACAAGCUCAAACAACUCGACGCUAUCGGCGGCACCGUGGGUGUCUCGGCCCUGAUCUUAAUCAACAUAGCAUGGAACCAGGCGCCAAUCGUUGGUUGGUCCGAGCCGUACACCUACAUCCUGCUCAUCAUCGGUAUCCUCCUUGUCCCGCUUUUCUUCUGGAUCGAACUCCGCUGGUCGUCCUACCCGCUACUCCCCCUCGAGGCGCUCAAGUCAGGCGACAUUGCCUUUGUCCUCGGCUGUCUCGCUUGCGGCUGGGGCUCCUUUGGUACCUGGCUCUUCUACAACUGGCAGUGGUUCCUCGAGAUCCGCGGCGAGACGGGUCUGAUGGCAACCGCUUACUUCUCACCCGUCUCCGUGUCCGGCGCCGUCGCCGCCGUCGUCACUGGUAUCGUGCUAGGCAAGAUUGGUCCCGCAUGGACCGUCGUGUGCGCCAUGUCCGCGUUUUUCACGGGAAACAUGCUGCUUGUCACCCGCCCGAUGGAGCAAACUUACUGGACUCAGAGCUUCUUGACGUACCUCAUCACGCCGUGGGGCAUGGACAUGAUUUUCCCGGCGUCGACGGUGAUUUUGAGUAACGCGGUGGGGAGGAGGCAUCAGGGAAUUGCGGCGAGUUUGAUCAACACGGUGGUGAAUUACAGUAUUUCGAUUGGGCUUGGGUUUGCGACAACUGCCGAGGUGUAUGUGAACAAGGGAGGCACGAGCAAGGAGGAGUUGCUGAAAGGCUACAAGGCGGCUUGCUGGGUGGCAGUGGGAUUGACGGCUUUUGGACUGAUGUUGAGUGUGGUGUAUCUGAUGGUGGACAUUACGAAGAAGAGGAGGGUCGGCAGGGCGGUCAUGUCGGAGGUAGAGGAGGCUAAGCGGUGA